UGUGUAAUCAGUCGUGUGACCGCUGGAGAGCUCGCGCCGCUUGGUUCUAAUCGAAUUACCGAGAGAUUAGUGCUGGUAACCCCAUCAAAACCGGUGCACUCCACAGGCCCAGGCUAUGGCUACAUCUAUACUUGGGGAGGAACCGCGCUUCGGAACCACUCCUCUGGCCAUGCUGGCUGCCACCUGCAACAAGAUCGGCAACACCAGCCCGCUCACCACUCUGCCCGAGUCCAGCGCUUUCGCCAAGGGCGGAUUCCACCCGUGGAAAAGGUCUCCUUCCAGCUGCAACCUGGGAUCGAGCCUGCCGGGCUUCGCGGUGGCCACGAGCCGGGGCUCGGCCGGACUAACCGCGUCCACGGGGACGGGCAGCAGCGCCUUCUGCCUGGCGUCCACGUCGCCGACAUCGUCCGCCUUCAGCACAGAGUACAGCAGUUUGUUCUCGAACUCGGCCGGCGUGUCCACGCAGGAGUCCGGCCAGUCCGCCUUCAUCUCCAAAGUGCACAGCUCGGCGGACACGCUGUACCCGCGGGUGGGGAUGGCGCACCCGUACGAGUCGUGGUACAAGCCCGGCUUCCACUCCACCAUCUCGGGAGAUGUGGCGAACGGGGCGUCCUCGUGGUGGGACGUGCACACGAACCCGGGCUCCUGGCUGGAGGUUCAGAACCCGGCCAACAGCCUGCAGACGUCGCUGCACUCGGGAGCCCCGCAGGGCAUUCACUCCCAGCUGAGCGGCUACAACCCCGACUUCUCCACCCUGACGCACUCCGCCUUCAGCUCCACGGGAAUAAGCCCCACGGCCUCUCACCUUCUGUCCACGAGUCAGCACCUGUUGACGCAGGAGGGCUUCAAAACCGUCAUCCCCACGUACACGGACUCCUCCGCCCCGAACGCUAUGAUCUCGGGAGGGGGGUCUGCGCUGGGGGGCUCGUCCAGGUCGUCCAGGAGGUACUCGGGCAGGGCCACCUGCGACUGCCCCAACUGCCAGGAGGCCGAGCGGCUGGGGCCCGCGGGAGCGAGCCUGCGGAGGAAGGGUCUGCACAGCUGUCACAUCCCGGGCUGCGGGAAGGUCUACGGCAAAACGUCGCACCUGAAGGCGCACCUGCGCUGGCACACCGGGGAGAGACCCUUCGUGUGUAACUGGCUCUUUUGCGGGAAAAGGUUCACGAGGUCGGACGAGCUGCAGAGACACCUGCGCACGCACACCGGGGAGAAGAGGUUCGCGUGCCCCGUGUGUAACAAGCGCUUCAUGCGGAGCGACCACCUGAGCAAACACAUCAAAACACACACCGCUGGGGGAGGGGGCGGCAAGAAGGGCAGCGACAGUGACACGGACACGAGCAACCUGGAGACCCCCCGGUCCGGGUCACCCGAACUGCUGCUGGAGGGAGUGAACUCCGGAGGAGUCCCGGUGAAGGAGCCCCCUCCUCACGACGAGUAGCGAUCGGCCACAGACCUCCCUUCCCCCCCCCUCGGAGCACCUUUUAAGCCACCCGCGGCAAUGGGACGCGUGGAACGCUACUAGUCUGCGAAAUCACGUCACCUUCGUUCGCAAGAACCCAGUUCACCUGCAGUCCCAGCGAUCCGAAACACUUUAAAAACCACUUAA
This is a messenger RNA of Scleropages formosus (Asian bonytongue), 1606 nucleotides long. Its product is annotated as transcription factor Sp9. Gene Ontology annotation, molecular function: DNA-binding transcription factor activity, RNA polymerase II-specific; RNA polymerase II cis-regulatory region sequence-specific DNA binding. Lineage: Eukaryota; Metazoa; Chordata; Actinopteri; Osteoglossiformes; Osteoglossidae. The record is from RefSeq and is a predicted model, not a curated record. The transcript has 2 exons. Gene Ontology annotation, biological process: regulation of transcription by RNA polymerase II. The coding region runs from base 116 to 1438 and encodes 440 amino acids.